AGCUGUUUCAACCUCGAGAACUAACGCUUAUUUCUUUGUCAAAUUCUCUUGCGAUAGGUUCUGAAUGGUCGUGAAACGCUCUUGGGUUGUUACUCUGCGAUCUCCGGAGUUCACACGAGGCUUCGUGAGCUGUGGUCGCGGUCGCUCACCAUGGAGGACCGCAGACCGGAAGUGCUGGUCGUCUCCAUUGUCUUCUUCGUCAUCGCCUCUGUCUUUGUGGCACUGCGCUUCGUCUCGCGGGUUUUCAUCGUUAAGAGAGUCGGACUACAUGACUAUUUGAUGCUGUUGGCAUGGGUCAUCGAUUUUGGCUUCUCAUUCUCCCUCUUCUAUGCCACGAGCAAAGGUCUGGGCCUCCAUGAUGACGACAUAGCGCUUAGUGACCGGUACAGCCUCAAUCGAGCCAAUUAUGCAUUCACUGUGCUAUAUAACCCCGCGUUGAUGGCGGUCAAAACCUCCAUCUUAGUCUUCUACCUCACUCUAACCCAAGGGGAAAGGGUGUUCCGUUGCGCAAAUUAUGUGACUCUUUUCGUCGUAAAUGCCGCCGGAUUGGCGCUCACACUGGUCAACGUCUUUCAAUGUCGUCCCGUUGGGGCGGCCUUUUCCUAUCCCCUGGCUCCGAAUGCGCACUGUACCGAUAUCCUCACUCUAUACCUUUCUUCCUCUCCGGUGAACAUCAUUACCGACCUAGCCAUUCUCUUCUUGCCGAACCCCAUCUUAACUCAAAUGCGUCUUCCGCGGAAACAGAAAAUCAUUCUUGUCAUCACCUUUAGUUUUGGUUUCUUCGUUGCAGUAGUUGAUGUUAUCCGCAUUGCCUACCUUCAAAAUGCUGCUACAUCGCGCCAAAUGUUACUGAGAGAGAUCCACCUGCAGGACGCUAGCGGUGACGACCUAAAUUGGUAUGCUUCUCUUUCGUUCAUGUGGUCGGUGGUUGAGGUCAACGUGUCCGUCAUGUGCGCCUGUGUGCCUAGUCUCAAGCCUCUUGUAGCGCGAAUCAUCCCAAAGAUGAUUCGGGACACGGACGAUAGCACGACCGUGCCAGAUGCCCCCACGGUUGGGCCCCUGGAUAUCCCGGAUAUUCCAGAUGUUGCUGAGCCUGCGCCACUUCCAACUCUCCCAGGUCCCAACAUGCGACGACGCUCGCAGUCCGCUAACCACAAUAAAACCUCUCCCUCAGCCAGUGGCAGCAGUGCCAGUCGGAGAGAAGCGGACGGUUCAGUAGAUCUCAGAGAGUUCCUGAUGGCCAGUGACCCGCCUCAAGAUGCGGAAGCGAAUACAACCGUCACCACCUCGUACCUGCCUAGUAUCACCUUUUUCGACUUUGUCAACAUGAAGAAGCCGGCGAAUAUGCUGAAGCUAAGCAAUAAGGAAUCCAUCGCGCCGAUCUCCCUAACCACGAUCUUGUUUUUCUUGUGGGGAUUCGCUUACGGGUUGCUGGAUAUUCUCAACAGUCAGUUCCAGGAAAUUGUUCGUUUAGAUUCCUGGCGAUCGUUGGGCCUGAACGCUGUUUACUUCGGGGGGUAUUUCAUAGGCCCACCGCUGGUGGGCCGCACGGUGCUGAAACAUUGGGGGUUCAAAUCGACUUUCAUCACAGGCCUGUGUAUUUACGGUUGCGGCACUUUGAUAUUUUGGCCCUCGGCUGUCCUGACUUCGUAUUCUGCCUUCCUCGUCUCUAACUUCAUCGUCGGCUUUGGAUUGGCAGUAUUGGAAACCGCUGCCAACCCAUUCAUAGCGCUGUGCGUCCAAGCGGUAGGAAGCGUAGUUUCGCCGCUGUUAGCGAAGAAAGUCCUUUUCAAAAAGGUAACCGACGUUUCUUCUCUGGUUGAUGUUCAAUGGACGUAUCUUGGCAUUGCGUUGUUUGACGUGCUUCUGGCUGUGGCUUUUUAUUACCUACCAAUUCCAGAGGCGUCAGAUGAGGAUCUUCAAGAGCUAGCAAACCGGCGUCGGAGCGACAACAUGACCCUAGUCGCCGGGAUUCCGGUGGUCUGGUUGACCCUAGGACUUGGGGUGUUUUCACAAUUCUUCUACGUCGCCGGACAGGAAAUAAUCUCGCAAAGCUUCACUGUUUUCGUCGAAGAUGCUUACCCCAAUUCACGCCUUAGUUCCUUCGAUUAUCUGACCAUCGCCCAUUCUAUCUUUGCGGUUGGUCGUUUCCUUGCCGCUUUUCUGCAAUGGUUCUUAAAGCCACGGUGGAUUCUGCUUAUAUCGUACAUUGGAAUGAUAGUAUUCUCCAUACUAUGCAUGAAAACGACGGGAAUUGCGGCGGUUACCAUGGCUCUCAUGGUCUACCUUUUUGAAAGUGGUGCAUUUAGCAUUAUAUUCGCCAUCUCUCUCCGCGGCACAGGCCAACACACAAAGACCGCUGCAACGCUUCUGACGACGGCGAUUAGCGGAGGUGCUUGCUUUCCGUUCGCACAACAUGCAGCCAGCCUCGCUGGGGGCAUGUCAUUCUCGUACAGUGUCCUCGUUGCUGUCUUCUGCGCUGGUGCCAUCUUUCCAGUGUACUUGAACCUAGUCCCUGCUGCAAAGAAGCAGGUUGACCCAGUACCAAACGAACACCUCCGCCGCCCACGUCGCCACCGCUCUAGGCCCAAUAUUGUCCAGCGCGAGAAGGAAAACCCUUCUGUGGGCGGAGUCUAUUCACGACGGCGAAGCGUCCUGUCGGACCUGCUGCCCGCGGUCACCCUUUCUGACCAAUCGUCAUCUCAGCCCGAUCUGGCUAAUAAUGGGCGACGCCGUUCAGCUGGCCACGGCGGCCUUCAACAUGACUUGGCCCCCUGGCCCGAAUCGUAA
Messenger RNA from Aspergillus nomiae NRRL 13137, 2790 nucleotides. RefSeq names its product putative MFS monosaccharide transporter. Lineage: Eukaryota; Fungi; Ascomycota; Eurotiomycetes; Eurotiales; Aspergillaceae. The annotation marks the transcript as partial. The record is from RefSeq and is a predicted model, not a curated record. The transcript is spliced from 6 exons.